GGGAUAUCACGUGAAAUAACUUGUCCUUUUUUGGUGUAUUCAUGGCAGUGUGAGUUGGAAAAGUGGGAAAUGAAGCUCAAUAUAGCAUACCCAGUUACUGGUUGUCAGAAGCUCAUUGAAUUUGACGAUGAGCGUAAACUACGCAUUUUCUAUGAAAAACGUAUGGGCCAGGAGGUUGAGGCUGAUGCUUUAGGUGAUGAAUGGAAGGGUUAUGUUGUACGAAUAAGUGGAGGCAAUGACAAGCAAGGGUUUCCAAUGAAACAGGGUGUGUUAACAGCUGGUCGUGUGAGACUCCUGCUGUCAAAAGGACACUCCUGCUACAGACCUCGUCGAACUGGAGAACGAAAACGCAAGUCAGUGAGGGGAUGCAUUGUAGAUUCUAAUCUCAGUGUAAUUUCCCUGGUUGUUGUUAGGAAAGGUGAGCAAGAUAUUCCUGGUCUGACUGACACAACUAUUCCUCGUCGUCUUGGCCCAAAGAGAGCCUCAAAAAUACGAAAACUGUUCAACCUUUCAAAGGAGGAUGAUGUUCGUCAAUAUGUUAUUAGGAAACCACUCCCCCAGAAGGAAGGUAAAAAACUCCGUCACAAGGCUCCUAAAAUCCAACGACUUGUAACUCCUCAAGUUCUCCAACGUAAAAGACAUAGAAUCGCGCUGAGACGUAAACGUGCCCAGAAACGUAAGGAUGAAGCUUCCGACUAUGCUCGCCUGUUGGCUCAUAGAGCUAAAGAAGCUAAGGAAAAGAAGCAGAUGGAACAGAGACGUCGUCGCUCUGCCUCUCAACGAGAGUCGUCUUCGUCUGCAGGAAAAGGAAGCACUAGCAAGUGAAUUGAAAGUCGAUAUUGUACUUGAAAUGUAGGGAAAAAAUAAAGCUUAUUUCUCUGACGUC
Messenger RNA from Limulus polyphemus (Atlantic horseshoe crab), 886 nucleotides. RefSeq names its product 40S ribosomal protein S6-like (gene RpS6). The record is from RefSeq and is a predicted model, not a curated record. Bases 70 to 825 code for a protein of 251 amino acids. Gene Ontology annotation, molecular function: structural constituent of ribosome. The transcript has 5 exons. Gene Ontology annotation, biological process: translation. Gene Ontology annotation, cellular component: ribosome. Lineage: Eukaryota; Metazoa; Arthropoda; Merostomata; Xiphosura; Limulidae.